AUGACUGCAGCAAUCCCGGCCACCACUGAUCUGCCAGCACAUCUUCCUCCCCAGGCUCCCCUUCCUCUGUCUCGCUCUCAGUCUCAAUCUCAACCAUCGAUUGCGCACCGCUCCCUCUCCACCCGAACCCGGCCUCCUGUCUCCGCCUCUGGCUCUGGUCCUCCUUUACAGCGUGGCUCCUCCACCUCCAAUCAAACCCACAACCAUCACCAGCGCCGUCACCAGUACAGCGGGAGCCAGCAACUUCAACACCGCUCUCACUCUCGACAACCCUCCUCCACCCCCGCCACCGUCCCUGCUGCUGUCGCUUCCGCUGGCUCAGCCGCUUCCCAUUUCGCUCAAGACAUUCUCCCGCAACAUGAGUAUGAAACACCAGACGUAGUCUUCCACUCCAAGCGAAACGCCCCAAGCCAACACCCGCCGUCAUCAACCCGCGCCGACGCUUCGCGUCUCCAGCGUCACAGCAGUACCAGAUCAAACCAUCGAUAUAACCACGCUCCCGACAUGCCCGCGAGCACCGCAGUCGCCAACAACGCCGGGCCUGCUCCCGUCAGCAAACAUGGCGGGCCCGACCCCCGGAGCCCAGGCGCGCCCACCUCGAAGCACACGAGCAGAUCGCGCACUACGAUACCAACCCCAUCAGGAAAAUGGAUCUUGGGCAAAACAAUCGGUGCUGGUAGCAUGGGCAAAGUGAAGCUGGCCCGCAAGGAGGAUACAGGCGAGCAGGUGGCCUGCAAAAUUAUUCCCCGCGGCUCGACGGAAGAUACACAACAUCAGACUCGAGCAGAUAAGGAGAGGGCGGACCAGUCCAAGGAAAUCAGGACCGCCCGAGAGGCCGCCAUCGUCACCCUCCUGAGCCAUCCCAACAUCUGUGGUAUGCGAGACGUUGUACGCACCAACUACCAUUGGUACAUGCUCUGCGAGUACGUCAACGGCGGCCAGAUGCUCGACUACAUCAUUUCCCACGGCAAAUUAAAGGAGAAGCAAGCUCGCAAGUUCAGCCGUCAAAUCGCCAGCGCUCUCGACUACUGUCACCGGAACAGUAUUGUCCACAGAGACCUAAAGAUCGAAAACAUUCUGAUCAGUAAAAAUGGAGAUAUCAAAAUCAUCGACUUUGGGCUGAGCAACCUGUUUGCUCCGCGCGGCCAUCUCAAAACCUUCUGCGGCAGCCUUUACUUUGCCGCCCCGGAGCUACUUCAGGCGAGAGCCUAUACUGGGCCCGAGGUCGAUGUGUGGAGUUUCGGCAUCGUUCUUUACGUUUUGGUGUGUGGAAAGGUGCCGUUUGACGAUCAGAGUAUGCCCGCUUUACACGCCAAAAUCAAAAAGGGGUUGGUGGACUACCCAAGUUGGCUCUCAAGCGAAUGCAAGCACCUGCUAUCUCGAAUGCUCGUAACGGAUCCCAAGCAACGUGCAACCAUGCAGGAAGUCAUGGUCCACCCGUGGAUGACGAAAGGUUACAACAGCCCACUGGAUAACGGAUUGCCUCCGCGAGAACCUCUCUCGCUCCCAUUGGACUCCGAUGUCGUCAACGCCAUGACUGGGUUCAACUUUGGCUCACCAGACGCCAUCAAGGCCCAGCUGGAACGAACAAUCGAGUCAGAGGAUUACCAACGCGCAGUCAAACUCUACCAGCGCGAAAAAGAGCUUCCUCAGCCUGCCAAAGAUGUGGAGAAGAAGCGCGGCUUUGGCUUCGACUUCUACAAGCGGAGGAACUCAGGCACCAGCCGUGACACGUUGACGGCUCCUAGUUCUGAGGCCCUCCAGCUCGGCAAUGAUCCUCUCAACGCGUUCAGUCCCUUGGUUUCGAUAUACUACCUGGUGCGAGAGAAACAAGAUCGCGAUCGUGUGGAGAAGAACCCUGGCGCUGCCAGUGCACACAAGGAGAAGGAGAAGCCUGCGAUCCCUGAAAUUACGCCGCCGCAAGAGGCUCACACCAAUUCCUCUACCUACGAAAUGCCCGGCGAAAGGAUCACGGGCGGCCGUUCUCGUCCUCGCGCAAGGACUCAUGGUGAAGAUGAAGCCCCCGACGCGGUAAAAAAUUCCCAACUUUCGCCAACCACACCUCUCUCUCCAGAGGUACCGCCCGAGCCACUCCCAAAGAAGGAGAGUACCGCUGCAGGCAUCCUCCGUCGCUUCAGUACACGGAGACGCAGGGAUCCGGAAAGAUCGGAUAGAGACCGAUCCCAUCCGCCUGUAGUCCAGGUUCACUCACCUUCCGAGGCCCCUCCUGCACCAAUGCCCCGGAAAAGCUUUAGCAUACGUCGCGGCAGACGGGAACGAGAAGAGCCUGACCCUCUCCCGCUUCGAUCUGGAAGCAGUCAGCCACAGCACGGUGAUCUUCUCAGCCCACCCUUGUCUGCCGGGGGUCAAUCGUCGCGGCGCAAAGGUUUGGGUCGGUCCACAAGCGUGAAUUCUGCAGACUUGCGUCGCCGUGGAUCAACGAGGACACCGAAGGAGCCACCCCCGACGAGUGGCUCGGACCAGUCGACGGCCACCGAUCGACCACCACCCGCAUCUAGAGACAGCCAGCAAACACGGGCUGCGUCCAUGAGAGCGAAAUCACUCGGUCAUGCCAGGCGCGAGAGUAUCCAGCAGCGCAGACUUCGUCGGGAGGAAGCUAGAGAGGCUAAUGUGCCGGAGGAAACGGAUCAAGAACAAGGCGACCACAGUGGCGUAUCCACCGACAGGCUGGACAGCUCAGACUUGGCCAAGCCGGUUUUCCUCAAAGGCUUGUUCAGCGUUUCGACCACUUCUACCAAGAACGUCACAGAGAUUCGGGCGGAUAUCAAGCGGGUGCUCAAGGGCCUCGGAGUCGACUACACCGAGAUCAAAGGUGGCUUCUUGUGCAAGCACACACCCAGCAUUGACCUCAAGAAAGUACCAGAGGUUCCUGGCAGCCCCGGGCAAGCGCCACCUGGUCACAGGAGACGUUUCAGCUUUGGUGCCAUCAGAGGCGGCGACAGGGAACGAGAAGACUUGCCGGCGACUGAUCGAGGGCCAAGUACACCGCGUGGCUCUGGGCGAACUGAGGCAGACCACAGUUACUCCAACUCGGACGUCUCGAUUGACAGUGUCUCGCGGGAAGCGGGAGGGUCGUCCAGAAGAGUCCCUGGCGAGACGAGCACUCACGUUCAGAGUGAUCUUGGCGGAAGUAUGGUCCUUGAAUUCGAAAUAUUCAUUGUCAAGGUCCCAUUGUUGUCUCUCCACGGAAUACAAUUCAAGCGACUGGUGGGAAACACGUGGCAGUACAAGAAUAUGGCCGAUCAGGUUUUGAGGGAGCUUCGUCUUUAG
Colletotrichum phormii is the source of this 3291-nucleotide messenger RNA. RefSeq lists its product as uncharacterized. The coding region runs from base 1 to 3291 and encodes 1096 amino acids. Gene Ontology annotation, biological process: microtubule cytoskeleton organization; protein phosphorylation; intracellular signal transduction. Gene Ontology annotation, molecular function: ATP binding; tau-protein kinase activity; protein serine/threonine kinase activity. The record is from RefSeq and is a predicted model, not a curated record. The transcript has 3 exons. Gene Ontology annotation, cellular component: cytoplasm. NCBI's taxonomy places the organism in Eukaryota, Fungi, Ascomycota, Sordariomycetes, Glomerellales, Glomerellaceae.